Messenger RNA from Zingiber officinale, 1023 nucleotides. RefSeq names its product transcription factor MYB48-like. NCBI's taxonomy places the organism in Eukaryota, Viridiplantae, Streptophyta, Magnoliopsida, Zingiberales, Zingiberaceae. Gene Ontology annotation, cellular component: nucleus. Gene Ontology annotation, biological process: regulation of DNA-templated transcription. Bases 176 to 859 code for a protein of 227 amino acids. The record is from RefSeq and is a predicted model, not a curated record. The transcript is spliced from 3 exons. Gene Ontology annotation, molecular function: sequence-specific DNA binding; DNA-binding transcription factor activity.
CUAUUUACGCUCUAAAAGCUCGCAGCUCUUUCAGAAGAAGAGAUCGAAGUCAGAGAGGUCGGCGGCGGCGGCGGCGGCGGCGGCGGCGAUAGAGGAAGAAGAGGCGGAAGAGAUUGAGCCAGCAGCCGGAGUUAGACGAGUCAUCGAUCGGUCAGAGGCGGCGAUAUAAAUAUAGAUGGCGAUGGCGAUGGCGGUGGCGGUGGCGAUGCGAAAGGGCCCUUGGACGGAGCAAGAAGACCAACAACUGGUAUGCUUUGUGGGGUUAUUCGGUGACCGUCGUUGGGAUUUCAUAGCCCAAGUCUCAGGUCUCAACAGGACCGGAAAGAGCUGUCGCCUGCGAUGGGUCAACUACCUCCACCCCGGCCUCAAGCGCGGCCGCAUCACGCCCCAGGAGGAGCGCCUCAUCGUCGAACUCCACUCCCGAUGGGGCAACAGGUGGUCUCGGAUCGCGCGCAAGCUCCCCGGCCGCACGGAUAACGAAAUCAAGAACUAUUGGAGAACGCACACGAGGAAGAAAGCCCAAGAGCGGAAAAAGAAGGCGGCGAUUUCUCUGUCUUCCUCAACAUCCUCCUCCUCCUCCUCGUCGUCGUCAUCCGGAAUCACCGCCGAUCAUCCUCCGGUAGCGGCGGCUCAGACUUAUGAUGAGAUCGUUCGUGAGCCGAUGAACGGGAGUACCAGCGUCGUCGCUGAUUGCGACAACAUUGUCGCGACGAUUGAUGACGAAGCUUUCGAGUAUUGCGACUUGGCGGAUCAAAUUUGGGGCGACGACACUUUGUCGUCCGCCACGAUCGCCGGACUGGGACUGGAGGACUACUCGCCGACGACGUGGGACUCCUACUGUUUGUGUCCUCUGUGGUAGAUGGACGAUGAAGGUUUGCACUUCUGAGUUAAGGAGGGAAGAAGAACACGCCAUCGAAGGUCCAGGUUUCUGCUGUAACAGCUCGAAUUCAUGCAUGCUUAAUAUGGAUCCAUCCCUGUAAAUUAAAUCUCUGUGUAAUACAGAUUACAUGGUUGUGAGGCUUU